Dromiciops gliroides (monito del monte) is the source of this 1670-nucleotide messenger RNA. RefSeq names its product potassium channel modulatory factor 1 (gene KCMF1). The record is from RefSeq and is a predicted model, not a curated record. The transcript has 7 exons. Gene Ontology annotation, biological process: synaptic signaling. Gene Ontology annotation, cellular component: plasma membrane. NCBI's taxonomy places the organism in Eukaryota, Metazoa, Chordata, Mammalia, Microbiotheria, Microbiotheriidae. Gene Ontology annotation, molecular function: zinc ion binding. The coding region runs from base 162 to 1307 and encodes 381 amino acids.
CCGCCGGAGGCAGGGCGCCCGCCUGCCCGCCGCCGCCGCCGCCGCCGGCCGCUCUGUGGCCGGGGCCGCUCGGUCGGUGCGGGCAGCGGCCGGGGGCCCCGCGGGGACUCUGCGUGCAGCCGGAGCCCGGGAGGGGCCGCGCCGCCACAGUCUGAACUAGGAUGUCCCGACAUGAAGGUGUCAGCUGUGAUGCAUGUUUAAAAGGAAAUUUUCGAGGUCGAAGAUACAAGUGUUUAAUUUGCUACGAUUACGAUCUUUGUGCAUCUUGUUAUGAAAGUGGUGCGACAACAACAAGGCAUACAACUGACCAUCCAAUGCAGUGCAUACUAACGAGGGUAGAUUUCGAUUUGUACUAUGGUGGAGAAGCUUUCUCAGUAGAACAGCCGCAGUCUUUUACAUGUCCCUAUUGUGGGAAAAUGGGUUAUACGGAGACAUCUCUUCAAGAACAUGUUACUUCUGAACACGCAGAAACAUCAACAGAAGUGAUUUGUCCAAUCUGUGCGGCAUUACCUGGCGGAGAUCCUAAUCAUGUCACAGAUGACUUUGCAGCUCAUCUCACACUUGAACACAGAGCCCCUAGAGAUUUAGAUGAAUCGAGUGGUGUUCGACAUGUACGUAGAAUGUUUCACCCUGGCCGGGGACUAGGAGGUCCUCGGGCCCGUAGAUCAAACAUGCACUUUACUAGCAGUUCUACUGGCGGGCUUUCUUCUUCGCAGAGUUCAUAUUCUCCAAGCAAUAGGGAAGCCAUGGAUCCUAUCGCUGAGCUUUUAUCUCAGUUAUCAGGAGUGAGACGUUCUGCGGGAGGACAACUCAAUUCUUCUGGCCCCUCAGCUUCUCAGUUACAACAGCUCCAGAUGCAGCUGCAGCUAGAACGACAGCACGCACAGGCAGCACGGCAGCAGCUGGAGACAGCCCGUAAUGCAACCAGGCGCACUAAUGCCAGCAGCGUCACCACUACAAUUACACAAUCGACAGCAACAACCAACACGACAAAUACAGAAAACAGUCAGCAAACUAUUCAGAACUCCCAGUUUCUUCUUACGAGGUUAAAUGAUCCUAAGAUGUCCGAAACAGAGCGUCAGUCAAUGGAAAGUGAGCGGGCAGACCGUAGCCUGUUUGUCCAAGAGCUUCUCCUGUCCACUUUGAUGCGUGAAGAAAGUUCCUCCUCUGAUGAGGAUGAACGGGGGGAAAUUGCCGAUUUUGGUGCUAUGGGCUGUGUAGAUAUUAUGCCUUUAGAUGUUGCUUUAGAAAACCUAAAUUUAAAAGAGAGUAAUAAAGGAAAUGAGCCUCCAGCACCUCCUCUUUGAUGACACCCCAAACCGCAGACAGUGUCCUCUGUGCUGUAUUUGCCAAUGAAAGUGGACAACAACUAUCUUGGGUUUGUUUUGGUGAUUGUAAUUUCAGGUCUGUCACUCUUGUUACAUUGUGUACAUUCAAAAGGAAGAGAGAAAAAAUAUAUAUGAUAAUCAUUUCCACUUAACUAAUUUUUACUUCUAGCAGGUAAAUGUAGGUAGCAGUGCAGGGGUGAUCCUGCUUCCUGUACCUUGACAUGCAAAAGGCUCCUAAUACUCCACAUUCAAACUGAAGAGGAAAAUUGAAAUCUCUAAUGAAGCUGCUGUGUGUAUUUAUGAAUAUUAAUGAAUAAAAACUGCUUGGAUGGUUUACCUUAA